Stegodyphus dumicola is the source of this 2404-nucleotide messenger RNA. RefSeq names its product sodium-dependent nutrient amino acid transporter 1-like. The record is from RefSeq and is a predicted model, not a curated record. Lineage: Eukaryota; Metazoa; Arthropoda; Arachnida; Araneae; Eresidae. Gene Ontology annotation, cellular component: plasma membrane. Gene Ontology annotation, biological process: amino acid import across plasma membrane; nitrogen compound transport; sodium ion transmembrane transport. Gene Ontology annotation, molecular function: amino acid:sodium symporter activity; L-amino acid transmembrane transporter activity.
AUUUUUAUGACAUUUCGUUAUUGACUGAAAUCGCUACACCUCAUAUUUUGUUUUUAUUUUCCCAAAUAGUAAAAUCAUUAUUGAAAUGAAUACAUUUUGAAAGUUCCAAGAACAGGAUUCUGAAGAUCAAUAGCUGGGAAAAUGCCAUCAAAGUCAUAUGAAUUGGAAACUCUUCCGAAGAAGAUCAUCCCAGAUUUACAAGUGAAUACAUUACCUUUUUCGAAAGCGAAUCCUGAUUACUAUGCGGAAGAUAAAGACAACAAAGAUGUACCAGAACGUGGCGUUUGGGCCAAGAGCAUACAAAGCCUUUUACUCUGCAUUUCAAUGUCAGUAGGAUUAGGAAACGUGUGGAGAUUUCCCAAUGUUGCUUACAACAAUGGUGGAGCAAUCAGAUUCAGGAUUCUCGUCAUGGACGAAGAAAGCGAUGGUCGUAAGAGCUCAGAGCUCCUGCACGGCAACGAUAACACUAAUACGGCGCCGCCAGCUGGUAUUUCUACCGCUGCCUCUUCUCAACUACGGAUAAAUACUGACAUGGAUACUACUGCUCCUCCACCUGCUUCUCCUUCAGCCAUGGAAUUAUCAAAGAGUGCCAUCCAAAUCUAUGCACUGAAAAAUCGUCACACGGACUUGCUUUUCGUUAUUCAGAGACUUCAGCGUUCUGAUAAUCCCGCCAAAGGCCUGAUGAUCAAACAGAUGACUGACGAGGGUGCCUUUCUCAUACCUUAUUUAAUAUUGCUGGUAAUAAUCGGCAGACCAUUGUAUUACCUAGAACUGAUUCUAGGUCAGUUUUCAAGUCAAGGUCCUAUUAAAUUAUGGAGAGUAGUUCCCGCUUUUAAAGGAAUUGGUUAUGCUCAAGUGAUUUCAGUCUCAUUCGUUGUUAUCUUUUACAAUUAUCUCAUGGCUCUCAGUGUUUUUUACAUAUAUUCAUCAAUGAAAGAGUGUUUACCGUGGACAUCAUGUCACAUUAAUCACACUAAUCUCACUGCUGAAUAUUUUUGGAAGAAUGAAGUUUUAGAAGAAGAUCCUAAAAACACCGAUGUUCUGACUCAUAUCAGUUGGAAACUGGCAUUAUGUCUCUUUAUUACUUGGAUUAUCGUCUAUGUUUCCGUCAUACAAGGAACGGAUUCUCUUGGGAAGAUGGCUUAUUUUACGGCUAUAUUUCCUUAUAUUGUUUUGACUGCUCUUCUGAUUGUUGCACUUCAAGGCGACGGAGCUGCGAAAGGAAUCGUAUUCUUUUUCAUGCCAGAUGUAAAAAAACUGGCUGACAUAAAGGUAUGGUACAAAGCAUGCGAGCAAUCAUUUUUCUCACUGGCAAUCGGGUAUGGCAAUAUCGUCAUGAUAGCCAGCUACAACAAAUUCAAAAAUAAUGUUUACAGGCACGCGAUCAUCAUCAGUGUCUUGGACACUUUCACCAACGUACUGGCAGGAUGUGUCAUUUUUGCUGUCCUGGGUAAUUUGGCCUAUGAAAGGGAUUUGGAUAUCUCAGAAGUUGUAAAUCAUGAAGAUCUUGGCUUAGCGUUUAUAAUUUAUCCCGAAGCACUGGCUAAUAUUAAAUUCAUUCCACAACUUUGGUCUGUGUUGUUUUUCGUAAUGCUGUUCACAUUAGGGAUUGGUAGCUCGAUGUCCCAGCUUGAGACUGUUUUAACUGUAAUUAAAGAUAAAUUUCCAGCUGUACGUGAUUUUAAAUGGAUGCUGUCCCUUGGAACUUGCACACUUUUCUUCCUUCUAGGCUUACCACUAACGACAAAUGUAGGUCAGCAUAUCUUGGUGUUAUUAAAUAAUUACGGUGUUAGUGCCGCAGUCUAUUUCUACGCAACUCUGGAAAUUAUAGGCAUUAUGUGGAUUUAUGGAAUUCGAAAUUUUUUAGUGGAUGUAAAAUUCAUGACAGGUACUACCCCUGGUAUCUUUUGGAAAAUCACGUGGGCUUUUACAGCUCCAUUAGCUCUUAUAGUGAUCUUCAUCUAUGGACACGUAGUUGAAGAAUCUGAAGAGAAAAAGAGCUUACCACUGUGGGCCGAAGCAAGCGGUUGGGCUCUGGCUGGUUUUGCUGUUUUACAAAUACCCGUGUGGGCAAUUUAUGUGAUCUAUCGGAGUCCGGGAGAAACGAUAUGGGAGAAAAUUAAAAACAGUUUGAAGGCUACAAAAGACUGGGGCCCUAGUGAUCCUGUGGACAGAGCUGGUUGGCUGGCAGUGAAGAAAGCAGUUCCAGUGUAAAACGGUACUACUGUAACAAGCAUAUCAGCAGUUUACAAUGAAUCGUUCGGAAACGAUGUUAAUUGACAUAUGCACUGAUGCUGUAAAUGCUGUAAAUGAUUCAUGCUGUAAAUGCUUCUCCAUUUCCAUAGAUAAAACUUAUGUACAUUUAGUACGUUAUUUAUUUUUAUAUAAAAAAGGAUUUUAUUUU